Mycotypha africana is the source of this 387-nucleotide messenger RNA. RefSeq lists its product as uncharacterized. NCBI's taxonomy places the organism in Eukaryota, Fungi, Mucoromycota, Mucoromycetes, Mucorales, Mycotyphaceae. The transcript has 3 exons. The record is from RefSeq and is a predicted model, not a curated record. Bases 1 to 387 code for a protein of 128 amino acids.
AUGGCAGCAUCCAUGAUGAAAGCUAUCGUUGAACACCAAAGUGUGUCACAAAUUUUGACCUGUAUUUAUGCAUUCUUGUUAGCGGCGUGGCUUAUCGCAAUGGAAACCAAAUCAAUGGAUAUACCUAUAUAUUACUUUAGAAUCUUCACACUCUAUCGAGGUCCAGGCAUUUUGAAUCUCUCAUUCGGAGUCAUAUACUUUAUACUAUCUUUCGUUCCAGGUGCACCUACUCCAAGGCAUGCGAACGAGAAUUGGCAGAAUUGGAAAGAAUAUUCCGCAGAAGGUUUGGAUCUAGAACGACCACCUACUAAACAGGAUGACAACAAUCAAGUAAAGUUUUUAUUAUGUUGUUGUUGUUGCCUUUGUCGAUUGAGAGACACGCGUUAA